Cladocopium goreaui is the source of this 1731-nucleotide messenger RNA. NCBI's taxonomy places the organism in Eukaryota, Dinophyceae, Suessiales, Symbiodiniaceae. The record is from the annotation of a GenBank genome assembly.
AUGGCAGCCAAGAGACGGUGUCCGACACAAAAUCACGGGGAAGUAUCGCAACCAGCGAUCAUUCCUGCACCAGCCUCAGCGGGCAAUGCCGCUUCUGCAGAAGAAGUCGAAGAAGUCUAUCCAAAUUUGGUAGAAAAUGAAGAAAAGGCUGAUGAAGAGGGGGCAACAGUUGUUGCCGCAGCACAGGUUGAGGAGUUAAUCGGCCCAAUGGACGAAGAGGGCGAGCACUUGUCAGCGAAUGCUGCCGGGGAAGACGAUAUGGUUGACAGUCUGACUCCUCCGCCUUCUCGGCUGUCUGCAGCAGCAGCCUCGUGCGGGCAACCUCUCCGCGGAGGGAAGCGUGAGCGGGAACCAUCCGCCCAACUCACAGAGCCCAAGCAGUCCCGACAAGCAGGGAUCAUGCGGCAUGUGUGCUCGCGGGUAGAUCCGCAGCAAUAUGCCUUUGUCAGGGGACAGAAGGACCCAUGUGUGUUUCGAGGCGCAAAGACAGGCAUUAUCCUGCUGCACCACAUCGACGACAUCCGAGCUGCUGGACCAGAUAAAACUAAAACUUUAGCACAGCUUUUUGAAAAAGAGUUGCCCCGACUUUGCGAAGUUCAAGCGGGCGAACUUGAGCGGGAAGGCACUGCCGUGGAAUAUCUCGGCCGGACCGAGAUCCGAACAAAGGAUACGACCAUCACAAAGGCCGUGAUUUCCGCAGCGGGCAUUUCUGCCAAGGACCGUAGUGACGUCCCUUCCAAACAACUCAACGUCCUAGAGACUGAGCCAUUGGAUGGGGCGCAAUGUAAUAUGUACAAGAGCGCGGUAGGCUCAGCCAUCCCCCUGUCGCCUGACAGGAGGGAUAUACAAUUUGCUGUCAAGGAAGCUGCGCGAAGAAUGUCGAACCCCAGGACGUGUGACAUGCAGUCUGUGAAAAAUUUGGCAGCAUACUUGCAGGCACAUCCCGCCGUUUCAAGGCUUCAAGGAGUGUCUCGAGCGGCACGAGAAGGGAUCUUCUUGAAGGAUCUCAUCACUCUCGACUUUGGGGAGACGUGCGGACAAAGCGCAUUGGCCCUGGAGCCAAACUGCGAGGUGUGUGAGUUUUACCUGCAGGGAGCCUUGCAGGCCAAGCUGUUGUCCUCAGGAGAAGUCAAGGGAACACAUCCCAAGUCGGGAACGGAGGUGCGACAAGCACUGCCUGGAUUUGGAAUGUAUGAGCCUCCGAAAGGAGAAAACAUCCUUUCAACUUCAAAACGCAUCAAUGUAAAAGUGCCCCAAAUCAACAAACAGCAAACAUGGAAGACACCAAUCCCAGCUUCUGUCGCCUGGACUCACAAGCAGGCAGAAGGAGCGGGAAAGACCGCCACGGUGAAUCAAGGGAACGCCAAGGUCAACGCCAUUAAGACCCUGGUGCUCCUGAGCCAGGUUAAUGCUGUCGCAGCGCAGCAGCAGGAAAUCAACACUUGGCAGCUAUUGAUCCUCUAUGUUCUGGCAGCUAUUGGAACUAUCACCGUGUGGUUGAAAGUGUGUCAACUUAGCGGGCAAAUUGCGGAAUGGUUUUUUCCUCUUGAGCCAGAAGAACUUGUUCCUGCUCAAGGAGCGGAAAUUCAGCUGCAGAUUCAAGGAUCCCAAUCAGAAAAGGAAGAUGAAGCAAACAUGACCCUGGAGGAGCUCAUCAGAUGGCGCAGACAAGAAGAGCGACUGAUCCAUGGUGAGGAUCCCGAUUUCGGAGAGGAGCGGCGCCUCCGCUGA